Messenger RNA from Galleria mellonella (greater wax moth), 4976 nucleotides. RefSeq lists its product as uncharacterized. Lineage: Eukaryota; Metazoa; Arthropoda; Insecta; Lepidoptera; Pyralidae. The record is from RefSeq and is a predicted model, not a curated record. The coding region runs from base 1874 to 3523 and encodes 549 amino acids. The transcript is spliced from 7 exons.
AACUUGCUUAUCAUUUAAUAGUACCAAAUUACAUUCAUCUAAACAAUCAAGAAUGUCUUUACCUCUUGUAUUAGUGGAGGUACAACCCCACAUAGUGUGAUGUGCAUUUAAAUCUCCAGAUAUGAUAGUGGGUUUAGGAAGAGACUCCAAAAAGAACUUAAAUUUGGCUUUAGUAAAACUAGGUGUACUAUUGGUAGGACAGUAAAUACUGGCAACUGAAUACCAAGAAUUAUUAACUUCAAUACUAAUAGCUAUAGUUUGCAAAGAAUUGUCGAAAAAAGAGUGAAGUUUUUUAUAUCUAAUACUAUAAUGUAUAAUAAUCGCUACUCCAUUGUGGUUAUUACCACAAUCAUUUCGUUCUAUACAAUAAUCUUUAAUUUUUAAUUUGUAAUGUGGUUUUAGCCAAGUUUCUGAGAUGAGAGCAAUGUGAAUAUGAUGUUCAUUUAAAAAUUGUGUAAAAAUAUGUCGAUUGCUCAGUAGGCUCUGAGCGUUCCACUGUAUGAUAGUUAAUUGGUCUCGAUUGAAUUUUGUGAAAUAGGUCUAUUACCAAAAGUAUCAUAUAACACAUUCAAAACACUUUUAGUGUUAAUAGAUGUGUUCUUUGUGUUAUGUAGUGAAAUAAGUUUGAUUAUGCUUUCUAUUAAAAGUGAUAAACUCUUGUUAUCAGAAUUUAGAAUUGAAAUUAGGUCUACAUUUUUUUUAGGUUUGUUACCCAGUUUAGGAAAUAUUUCAGUGCUAAGUAUAUCUCCAAAAGAAGCAGGUCUGAAUUUAGAUCUAUUUUCAGCAAUUUUCUUUUGUUUAACAGGGCAUUGCGGUGAUACACUUGUGUGAUUUCCAUUGCAGUGUACACAAAUAGCGUUUUCCAUUCCAGUUGUACAAGUUUUAUAAUUAUGCUCACCUUUGCAGAUGCUGCAACGCUCAGAAUUCUUACAGAAUUUAGCUAAAUGUCCAUACCUCAAGCACCGGUAGCAUUGUUUAACUGGUGGUAUAUAUGGAGUGACAUUGUGGCGCCAACCUCCAAUAUCCAGAUAUUCAGGUAAUACAGAUGCAGCAAAAGUAAUUGUCACGGUUAGAGUUGGCUGUAACACAUAUCCAUGAGUCAAGAUUCUGAGUCAGUAGAAGUAUCUUCCGAAUAUAUAUCCUUGUCAUUACAAGGUUCAUGGUCUACAUCACCUGAAUCGUCAUCUUUUUUUUUCCUUUUUCUACAACUGCGCUUCCCCAUGAAUGCUAAUUAUAUUACUGUCGCUGAAUUUAGUGAAAAUAUAAUAUUUUAUUCAAUAAUAAGAAUUGAUAGAGAUAGUUUUAAUAAAUUAAUAAAAAAAAAUUAAAAAACCCGCUUGUUCUUAUUCGAGUUUCCCGCGUUUUUCCCUUAUCAUGUAGAUAACCUAAAUGACAGCGGCUUGACAGGUACUGUCUAUGUCAUCAUGACAUUAGAAAUUAUUUAGUCGUAGAUAUAGAUACUGUAGUAUCAAAAAAUUUUAAUCGGAAAUUGAUUACACUCACAAAAACACUAAGUUUCCUGAUGUUAUCGCUGUAAACCCUAUUAUCUAUUUCCAUAUGUUUUCGUCCAUUUCCGUGCUCCUAAUAUUGCUUUGAAAUACUAAUAAGCUUUGGAAUUAGCUCACAAACUAAAUAGUACUCAUUUUAUUUACAUAUUGAUUUGUAUACCUAAAGGGUGAGAAAUAUUCUCUAUCUAUUUUUAAAUACGUCAUUAAAAAAAACAGUACAAUGUGGGUAGUUUAAAAUUAUUAUAUUUAAUAUAAUCAGUUUGUGGGUUUUUCUACAGAGAAACUUUUAGUUUUUUUUUUAGAAAACUACUCGGAAGACUUUAUGACUCGGUUUAAAAUAAUAACUGGCAAAAAAAUAUUUGACGAUGGAGACAAAAGACAAAACAAUAAUAAACGUUGCUAAUGACACGUGUGACGAUCUUGGUGACGAUACGGAAAACGUAAAUAAUUCCGUAGAAUUUAUAAGGAAGUGUUCAACACAGGAACUAAUCAAUAUAUCCUGGGAACCCGAUUGUUAUAAUUCCUUGCCUAGUAACAAUAAGGAUUCUAAUAAAACGCCACCAUUCGUGAGCAUUGUGAUAACUGAGGCUAGUCAAGACAACAUGAAUGUGACUAAUAAUACAACACAAACUGAAACGUUGCCGAUCAAUUGCACUAUUGAAGAUGUGAGUUUAUGUUUUUAUAAAGAAUAUAUUCCUCAAGAUUCUACAUCUAAUGAGGGCUCAGAGCGGUCAGUUGUCAGCAAACGUUAUCGAUGCAACUCCAGCGAUACCGACAACAGGGACCAUAGACCUUGGAAAAAAACAAAAUGUACCGAAUUCAGUACAGGUACUUCAAAAUCGACAGAACCCAAGGUGACCACUGAACAGUCCGCUUCGUCGAGCCAAUUGUCCAGUGCGUCUGAUGUAUCAUUUAAGUCUAUCCACAGCAACCCUUCUUUCAAGGUGCGCAAGAGACGAUUAAAAUCCGAAUCGAGUUUGUUCAGAGAUGCAUUGCAAAGAACAAGAAAACCGCACAAUAAAUCGAAUCAGUCGGAAAAUAAUUCUCAAGGUGGAACUCCUCGGAAGGAGAGGAUCCUCCGGCGGAACAGUAAAAGAUGGAAAUUUGUGGAUCUGUGCACGUGGAUAGGAAAGAAGGGAUACCAGUCCAUUACGGGACUAUACUCUGACAUAUUAAGGGACCCAAUGGGACAGAAGGAAAAUACGCACGUCGAAGAAGUGAAGGAACUACGCAAAUAUUUGGAGCAAGUUGACAUAAAGCAAUCGCGACUUGCGCGCGAGAACGAAAUUCUACAGGAGCAGAUGAUGAAAAUGAUGAGGAAGGUAGAAGAGCUCGAGGGUAAAAUCAAAAGUCAGGAGAGUAAGCCCGAGUCCUGUGCAUUGCCUACUAUACCUCCACCCCCGCCGCCGCCGCCCCCUCCACCGCCACUACCACCACCGCCGCCACCUCUGCCGCCGUCACAGCCGCUGUCCAAGCCAGUGGGACGGUCGCACACAAUACCAAGAUGCGGCUCGGCCCCACCAAGAAUCACCGGGCCCAGGCUGACCAUCACACCGCAGGAUAUAGCCAAUGUGAAGUUGAGAAAGACUAAGGAUAAUCCUGUCCGAAUGAAACCGCCACCGAAAGACGGUCGUCCGCCACUGGUGACCCAACAAAUGCUGCAGACGACGCGCGCUAAACUCGGCCGCACGAAACCUAUAGCAGCCUCUACACCCAAGCAACAGUUGCUAUUGUCAGAACUAGAGAAAUGCUUGCUGCAGGAAACGUCAGUUGCGUCCCUGUAUAGACGACGAAUCGGCCGGAAUUCUAUCCGCAGUGCGGAAGAACUCCGCCCAAGGCCGUACCCGGCGUCCCGUUGUCCCCGAUCCCCACGGUCACCACGGUCAUCACACUCACCACUCUCAUCACGUUCACCACGCUCACCACACUCGCCACGCUCCAGUUCUUUGCCUCGUGGAGGAAAUAUUGUAUCACCUUUGAAAUUCCCUAGUAUAUCGAUAACUAAUGUAAUUUAGAUAUGUCGUUUUGUACUUUUACAUAGACGAAAAUCGCUUCAUUUACCUAAUAUUCAAAGAACACUUUAUUCGGGACUAUUACGUCUCAGUUAGAAGUUAUAAGAUCUGAAUUUAGAUGACUUUUUUUAUUGAUUUUUAAUUUACUAAUGAUUUUUAUCAAUAUGUAAUUCGUAUGUACAUAUAAUGUUAACGAAUGUGUUUGUAUUUGGUAAUUGUGUAUUACGUAAAUUUAUUGUAUGUACAUGUCCAAACGAAUAUUUAGUAACAAAAAUGUUUAGUAAAUACGUGUCAUUGUAAUUUUUGUAUGGUAUUGAAAUAGGUACUUCAUUAAAGGAGUAUCUUAAGAGGGUCUCUUAAGAUACUCCUUUAAUUUAAUCUUGACUAAGAACCCCAAAUAGUGAACUUCUGUUUCAUUUUAUUAUAAUUAAGCGCUAAUUAUAAUAGUAAUUAUAUUACUUUACGUACAAUUCUAGUAGAAUAUUUUUUUUAUACCACUGACGUGGCAAACAAGCAUACGGCCCACCUGAUGGUAAAUGGUUACCGUAGCCUAUGAACACCUGCAAUACCAGAGGUAUUACGCGUCCGUUGCCGACCCUGAAGAAACCUCUUUACCCCCCCUAUAUCUAUAUAUAUAAUAAUCGGUAUUUUCCCUGUUGUUUAAUAAAUAUGUAUUAAAUUUGAAUAACUAUAUACUAGUUAAUAUUGUCGUGACUUAUCAAAGUUUUACUUCAUAGUAUUAUAGUUACAUGCCUGCUUCAUCCGCCACAUUGAUUUCUUAUACAUUUUAGUAUAUACAGAUUUAUUGAAUAUAUUUUGAAAUAUUUAGUGUUAAACUAUGUGUGUUUAUAGGCAACAGUUGGCACUUUCCAUCAGGCAGGCCAUUAGCUUGUUUACAAUUUUUUUAAAUUGUUAACAAUUGAUAUUUAUAUCGUAAAAAAUAUUAUCACAAAAUAGCAAAGUGGGUCUCUUAAGAAAAUUAAUAAUAAAAAUUAGGUAGUACAUAAUUUUUAUUUAAUUAAUCGUUCACGUUAACCUUCAAAACCGCUGAACCGAUUUUAAUUAAAUUUUGUAAAUAUGUACUGUUUGCUCCAACUCAAUAUAUAAAAUAGUUUUUAUCACGAUAUGUGACCUACAGGGUGCAAAAUAACAUUUGUCGUAUCAAUUAAUAUUUUUGUAAACAUUCGACUUCUUUAACCUCAUUAGAACUAAAAGUAGCUUAAUUAGUAUUAAUGAUUUUUAUUCCUCAAUCGCAUUUUGACCAACAUUUUUUUUUUAUUUAAUUCAAUACUCAUUUUUUUAUUUAAUAAAUAUAUAGGCAAGUAGAUUAACUACCUGAAACGUGACAGUACUCGAAACAUAUCACUUAAUUUUGAGUUAUACUUUUGUAAGUACUUAUGUACCCCAUAAUAUUAAUGUCUAAUGUGAUUCUUUUGAAAAUAAAAUAUGAUUAAAA